This is a messenger RNA of Dipodomys ordii (Ord's kangaroo rat), 2604 nucleotides long. RefSeq names its product v-myb avian myeloblastosis viral oncogene homolog-like 2 (gene Mybl2). Bases 107 to 2233 code for a protein of 708 amino acids. Gene Ontology annotation, molecular function: RNA polymerase II cis-regulatory region sequence-specific DNA binding; DNA-binding transcription factor activity, RNA polymerase II-specific. Gene Ontology annotation, cellular component: nucleus. Gene Ontology annotation, biological process: regulation of DNA-templated transcription. The transcript is spliced from 14 exons. NCBI's taxonomy places the organism in Eukaryota, Metazoa, Chordata, Mammalia, Rodentia, Heteromyidae. The record is from RefSeq and is a predicted model, not a curated record.
CUGACGCCUCCGAGCGCAGCCUGGGGCCCGGAGCGGCGCAAACAGCCGGCGUCCCGUCCCCGGCCCGGCUCCCUCUCCCGGCUCAGCGCAGCCCGGGCCGGGGGGGAUGUCUCGGCGGACGCGCGGUGAGGAAUUGGAUGAGCUGCACUACCAGGACACUGACUCAGAUGUGUUGGAGCAGAAGGACAGCAAGUGCAAGGUCAAAUGGACCCAUGAGGAGGAUGAGCAGCUGAGGGCUCUGGUGCGGCAGUUUGGACAGCAAGACUGGAAGUUCCUGGCCAGCCACUUCCCUAACCGCACAGACCAGCAAUGCCAGUACCGGUGGCUGCGGGUUUUGAAUCCAGAUCUUGUGAAGGGUCCAUGGACCAAAGAGGAAGACGAAAAGGUCAUCGAGUUGGUCAAGAAGUAUGGCACGAAGCAUUGGACACUAAUUGCCAAGCACCUGAAGGGCCGGUUGGGGAAGCAGUGCCGUGAGCGAUGGCAUAACCAUCUCAACCCUGAGGUGAAAAAGUCCUGCUGGACUGAAGAGGAGGACCGCAUAAUUUGUGAGGCUCACAAAGUGCUGGGCAACCGCUGGGCUGAAAUUGCCAAGAUGUUGCCAGGGAGGACAGACAACGCUGUGAAGAAUCACUGGAACUCCACCAUCAAAAGGAAAGUGGACACAGGUGGCUUCCUGAGUGAGUCCAAAGAUUCCCAGCCCCCCUUGUACUUGCUGCUAGAGCUUGAGGACAAGGACAACUGCCAGAGCGCCCAGCCUCCAGAAGGCCAGGUGGAAGGUCAGAUGGAAGGCCAGCAGGGAAGUCUUGUGACCAGCUGGCCCUCAGAGCCCAUUGAGAUCAAGGAAGAGGAGGUCAGCGAGGAGGAGGCUGCCACCACUGCCCCUAGUUUGAAGCAGGAGUCUGUUCCUGCAGAGCUGGAUGGAGCAAACACACCGGAGCCCUUGGAAACGUUCCCCAAGUCUGAAGACCAGGAAGAUUCCUCCACAGAAACAAGCCUGCCAUACAAGUGGGUGGUGGAGGCAGCAAACCUUCUCAUCCCUGCUGUGGGUUCUAGUCUCUCUGAAGCCCUGGACUUGAUCGAGUCGGACCCUGAUGCUUGGUGUGAUUUGAGUAAAUUUGACCUUCCUGAAGAGCCCUCUGCAGAGGGCAGCAUUAACAGCAGCCUGGAGCAGCCCGAAACGUCACAGCAGCAGCAGGUACUGCCAGUUCGGCAGCCCACCACACCAGGGCCCAGUGUGACUGAGUACCGCCUCGAUGGCCACACCAUCUCUGACUUAAGCCGUAGCAGUCGUGGUGAGCUGAUCCCCAUCUCCCCCAACACUGAGGUUGGGGGCUUGGGCAUCGGCACGCCACCCUCAGUGCUCAAGCGGCAGAAGAAGCGACGUGUGGCCCUGUCUCCGGUCACAGAGAACAGUGCCAGCCUGUCCUUCCUGGACUCCUGUAACAGUAUCACCCCCAAGAGCACGCCUGUCAAGACCCUGCCCUUCUCACCCUCCCAGUUUCUGAACUUCUGGAACAAACAGGACACCUUAGAACUGGAGAGCCCCUCACUAACGUCCACUCCAGUGUGCAGCCAGAAGGUGGUGGUCACCACGCCCCUGCACCGGGACAAGACACCUCUGCACCAGAAGCAUGCUGCGUUUGUAACCCCAGAUCAGAAGUACUCCAUGGACAACACUCCCCACACGCCAACCCCGUUCAAGAAUGCCCUGGAGAAGUACGGACCACUGAAACCUCUGCCCCAGACCCCACACCUGGAGGAGGACUUGAAGGAGGUGCUGCGCUCUGAGGCCGGCAUGGAACUCAUCCUGGAAGACAAUGUUGUGAGACCUGAGAAGCAGAAGAAGAAGCCCGGGGUACGGCGGAGCCCCAUCAAGAAAGUCCGGAAGUCUCUAGCUCUUGACAUUAUGGAUGAAGAUGGGAAGCUGAUGUCCACACUGCCCAAGACACUGUCCAUGCCAGCAAAUGUCCCAUCUAGCUCUUCCAGCCUUACUCUGCCAGGUAUCAAAGAGGACAACAGCCUGCUGAAUCAGGGCUUCCUUCAGGCCAAGCCUGAGGUGACACCAGUCCAGAAGAACCGGAACCACUUGCCAAUCCCUGCCCCUAUGACCAGUGCCUGGAAGAUGGUGGCCUGCGGAGGGACCAAGGACCAGCUCUUCAUGCAGGAGAAGGCCCGGCAGCUCCUGGGCCGCCUGAAGCCCAGUCACACAUCUCGGACCCUCAUCUUGUCCUGAGGGGCUCGGAGGGGAAGAGCCCAUGUCUCAUGUUUACAGGGGCUGGGGUGGGAGCGGAAAAGGAUCUGAGCUGAGAAUCUCAGGUGACCCCUUGUAGGAGUGUUCUGUUGCCAGCCCCUCCUCAGACUGCUCAGGUGGUGGCGGAAAUGCCACACACUGACCUUUCACCAAUUCUAGUUACAGGCAGCUCUGGUGCUAACAACCCAGUCCCACUCCUGGGCUUGCCUGCCCCCUCCCCUAGCCAUAGGAGCCUUGUUAACAUCUCCCAAGUUUGGAUCAAGCCUAGCCUCAAGACAGACCCUGCUUAAGACAGGGGACGUGGCCAGGAUACAUCUUCCCUCAAACCCUGUUGUGUUCAUUCUCUUGAAAGA